Gadus chalcogrammus (walleye pollock) is the source of this 2107-nucleotide messenger RNA. RefSeq names its product F-actin-capping protein subunit alpha-2. Lineage: Eukaryota; Metazoa; Chordata; Actinopteri; Gadiformes; Gadidae. Gene Ontology annotation, cellular component: actin cortical patch; F-actin capping protein complex. The transcript has 10 exons. Gene Ontology annotation, molecular function: actin filament binding. The record is from RefSeq and is a predicted model, not a curated record. Gene Ontology annotation, biological process: barbed-end actin filament capping; actin cytoskeleton organization. The coding region runs from base 60 to 920 and encodes 286 amino acids.
AUCCACCCAUGACAUGACGUCACGGCGGGCUCUGACAAGCGCUGGUGCCGGAAGAAAAGAUGGCGGAUCGUGAGGAGCAGCUGUCCGAUGAGGAAAAGGUACGCAUAUCAGCCAAUUUUGUCAUCCACGCUCCACCAGGAGAAUUCAAUGAGGUUUUCAAUGAUGUGCGAUUGCUGCUCAACAAUGACAACCUUCUCCGGGAAGGCGCGGCGCAUGCAUUUGCUCAGUACAAUGUGGACCAGUUUACCCCAGUGAAAAUUGAUGGCUAUGAGGAACAGGUCCUGAUCACUGAGCACGGUGACCUAGGCAACGGCCGCAUUCUCGACCCCAAGAACAAGAUCUCCUUCAAGUUCGACCACCUGAGGAAAGAAGCCAGUGACCCUCGCUCCCACGACAGCGACAGCUCCAUCGAGCCCUGGAGGAGCGCCUUGGACUCGGCCGUCAGGGCCUACGUCAAGGAGCACUACCCCAACGGAGUCUGCACCAUUUAUGGGAAAACAAUUGACGGACAUAAAACUAUCAUCGUGUGCGUCGAGUGCCAUCAAUUUCAACCCAAAAACUUCUGGAACGGACGCUGGAGGUCAGAGUGGAAAUUCACCAUCUCUCCCUCUACCACCCAGGUGGCAGGCAUUAUGAAAAUCCAGGUCCAUUAUUAUGAAGACGGCAACGUCCAGCUGGUCAGCCACAAAGAGGUGCAGGAGGCCAUGUCUGUUUCUAAUGAAGCUUCUACUGCGAAGGACUUCAUAAAGAUCAUGGAGGCUGCCGAGAACGAAUACCAGACUGCGAUCAAUGAGAAUUACCAGACUAUGUCGGACACUACCUUCAAAGCCUUACGCCGCCAGCUACCCGUCACUCGCACCAAGAUUGACUGGAACAAGAUCCUGAGCUACAAGAUUGGAAAGGAGAUGCAGAAUGCCUAAAAAGCCCAGGAAAGCCAGACAAAUUCAGCCCCUUAACCCACCCAAGAAAAAGACGUCAACAUUGCAUGACUGGAUAGUUGUAUUGUCCAUGUAUGAAAAAUUGAUAAAACAGGCAAAAUUUAGGUUUGGUCUUCCACAAAGAUGUCACAUUACACUUCAAAUGUUCACCGUUGCUUAAAUUGUUGGGUUUAUUUUUUUCUUUAUGGAGAUGCUGUUGGAACCUCUGUAUAUGAAAUAUAAAAUCAUGAUCAUAUUGAUAACAAGCGUUUUUGGAAGGUAAUAAUAUAAGACAUAGGAGAGGGAACAGGAACUCGUAUGCAACUCCACCCUUAUGAUCACCUGUGCAAUAUUAACAUUUUCUAAAGGCUUCCCCUUAUGUUUGACCUGCUGGGGAAAAAACUAAACAAAAUUUGCGUUGGCAGGAAGAAUUAUAUAUAUAUAUAAAUGUCUAUUUUUUUCUUUGUUCAUAUAACACAUUGACUGAAAAAAUAAAACACUGUUUACAUUAGGUUACUGCCCCUUUGAUUUUAUUAAUUGUUUUAAGCAAAGGGUGUUGCGUUGAUGAGUUGGAAAGCACUAUUGACCGGCCAACCACCGCUCUUCCCAUUUGGUACAGCAGGGGGUGUCCACAUCGGGGCCAACAAAUUAAUUGGCUACCCUGAAUGCCACCCCUACUAUAUCUGGAAUAUAAAUAAAAUAGUACAUUCACGUAGUAUACCUAUAAUAAACAUUGUCCACAUUGCCCUGCGAGGCUGUGUGUUGUGGUCUGGUGCCCCCUCUGUUAGGUGUACCACUCAUACGUCAACCCUACUAAAUUAGUCCGGACACGCCCCUGGGUAGUGCUCAGUGUUUCCCAUACCUGACUUUUGAAGCUAAACUGCCUGUCAACGUAAAAUUCAGCCAAUUUAAUUCUUGAUCAGCACAUGGCGUUCUGACACCUUAACAAGCUUAAUUAACCAAUACUUAAUAGCGAAUUAACGUGCUUGAUGUCCAAUUUACAAUUGAAUGAUAAUUCACUCCCCUGCACAUUGCAUAUUUUUAUUAAAAUGAAUCCUUAAUGUAUAAUAAACCAAGGCACAUUGUAAUAUAUACUGUAUGAGACCUAUUUGUUGGUUUGGUGAUUUAUUCCAUGAGAUUAAUUGUAAUUCAAUCACAAUUAUGUUGCAUUAAAUGACAAAUUUUCUAAC